AUGACAUUGAAAGGACUUGCCUUUUGCCACAAGAAAUGGGUUUUGCACUGGGAUAUGAAACCAAAUAAUCUGAUGAUAGGACCUGAUGGACGACUAAAACUUGCAGAUUUUGGACUGGCACUCAUAUUUGGCAGUCCCGACAGAAGGUGUUUGCUCGAUGGUAUAGAGCUCCAGAACUAUUAUUUGGUGCCAAACAGUAUGGUCUUGGGGUUGAUGUUUGGGCAACAACUUGUAUAUUUGCUGAGCUCCUUCUACGCCGUCCUUUUCUAUAGGUUGGGUAGCAGUGAUAUAGAUCAGUUGGGGAAAAUAUUUGCUGCAUUUGGGACUUCAAAAGCUUCUCAGUGGGAAGAUAUGAUUUAUCUUCCUGAUUAUGUUGAGUACCAGUGUGUUCCUGGGCAGCCACUUCGGACGACGUUUCCAAUGACCAAUGAUGAUGCAUUGGAUCUGUUAUCCAAGAUGUUUGCGUACGAUCCAAAAGCUAGAAUUUCAGCACACCAGACAUUAGAGCAUAGGUACUUCUCCUCUGGACCUCCACCUACUGAACCAACUUUGCUUCCACAGCCUCCACCAAAGAAAGAGUCUACAGAUUUCAAUCCACCAACUGUGAUGUCACCUGCAACUAGGAAAUCAAGAAGAGUCGUGCCAGUGCCAGUGUCAGUGUCUGUUCCAGACCAUAGAAAUGGAAAUGAAACAAGUGGACCCGCACCAAUGUCACUUGAUUUUUCCGUCUUUGCAACAAGACCUCCAGCUAGACCAACUAUCAACAUGUAA
Messenger RNA from Lactuca virosa, 771 nucleotides. Lineage: Eukaryota; Viridiplantae; Streptophyta; Magnoliopsida; Asterales; Asteraceae. The record is from the annotation of a GenBank genome assembly.